Aureobasidium melanogenum CBS 110374 is the source of this 411-nucleotide messenger RNA. RefSeq lists its product as uncharacterized. Lineage: Eukaryota; Fungi; Ascomycota; Dothideomycetes; Dothideales; Saccotheciaceae. The record is from RefSeq and is a predicted model, not a curated record. Gene Ontology annotation, molecular function: peptidyl-prolyl cis-trans isomerase activity. The transcript has 4 exons. Gene Ontology annotation, biological process: protein peptidyl-prolyl isomerization. The coding region runs from base 1 to 411 and encodes 136 amino acids.
AUGAAGUUCACCACUUUGACUGGCGCAUUGGCUCUCUUCGCUUCAGCAGCUUCGGCUCUGAACAAGCCUCUGGACAUUCAAGUCGACAAGGCUGUUGAGUGUACCCGCAAGACCGUUUCGGGUGACAAGAUCGAGGUUCACUACCGCGGUACCCUUCAGGAUGGUGGCAAGGAGUUUGAUGCCAGUUACAACAGAGGGCAGCCUUUGAGCUUCCACGUCGGCAAGGGACAGGUCAUCAAGGGUUGGGACCAAGGCUUGCUCGACAUGUGCCCUGGCGAGAAGCGCACAUUGACCAUCCAACCCGAGUGGGCUUACGGCAGCAGAGGCAUGGGACCCAUCCCUGCCAACAGUGUGCUAGUAUUCGAGACUGAGCUGGUCAGCAUUGCUGGAGUCAAGAAGGACGAGCUCUAG